AUGGCAAACGAGCCCUCAAUCUCAAUCCGAAAGUCUAUCAGGUGGGGAGACGAUGCAGUCAUCGAGGACACCAGUACUCUCGUCUUGACGACUGGUCCCAGACGUUACGUCGAUCUCCGGGUGUACCUCCCCGAGAAACCAGAGGUUGGGUUACCAAACGCCGACGACGUGCCUGCGCUGGACAGACUGGAGUGGGGAUUCGCGGGACAAUCCAAAGGCACGCCUGCUGAGUGGGAUGGACCGCGAUUGGUGACGCCAGCGCACGGCACAUGGACGCACUGGGUCGACAGCCAGAAGCCGGACGGGUAUGAAGAUAAUGGGUUCAUGUACGACCAGCAUGACGGGUUGACGUGGGAGAAGGGGGUCAUGGAGUACCCCAAGACUGGGAAACUGACGCCUUAUGAGGAAGUUUGGGAGGAUUUUGCUCCGGCGAAGGAUGCUGCUGGAAAUAUGAUAGCGGUGACGCUUGUUUAUACCGAAACGGGAAAUAGCGCGAAGGGGAUGGUUAUCAGGGUGGGAGACUGGAUACAGGGUAUUUUGAGAGAUGCUGCAGGUAGCAUAACUGUCGAGAGAUGGCACUACGAGACGGCAUCGAAAGCCACGGAAGGGUGGAAACGGGUGGUUCGCAUCGGGAGUGGGGAACUACCUUGUCAGAGACUCUUUGCCCUGGAUAACUCGGCGACCGUGGAGGGAUCAGGCUGGACCAUAUUAAAAGAUGAUGAUGUUUUAUAA
Pseudogymnoascus destructans is the source of this 732-nucleotide messenger RNA. RefSeq lists its product as uncharacterized. Bases 1 to 732 code for a protein of 243 amino acids. The transcript is spliced from 4 exons. Lineage: Eukaryota; Fungi; Ascomycota; Leotiomycetes; Thelebolales; Thelebolaceae. The record is from RefSeq and is a predicted model, not a curated record.